GAAUGCAUUUUGUCAUUGAAGUAAAAAUCGGAUAAGUCUUUCAAUACUUUUCAGCUGAAACUUUUUGUCAAUUUUGGACGCAUACAUUAAAUCAAUCUGGAUAAAUACUAGUUGAUGAGGACUGGAGACAUCUUUCUAUAACACUCAUGGUGGUUCAUGCUACAGACAUGGUAGAGCACGGUUUGCGAAAGUCCUCGGGCUUUACGAUUGAUUCUUUAAUAGGAAAAGACUCCGAAAAAUCAGACAGUUCGCCAAGUGGCCGAAACUAUGAGGAAUAUGUGCGUGUAAGUUCAGAGCGGACCGACCGGGAAAGUCCGCGACCUCGAACACAGAACGGUUCCGAACUUUUGGAACGUUCCAAAAGGGACACAGUGGUCAACGAAUCUCCGGGAACGAGACAGGUUCCCGACUUUUCCGCAGCUCGGAGAGAAAGAGAAUUAUUCCUCGCUUCACAUCAACAUAGUGCCUCUGAAUCAUUAAAACAUUUACACGAGGUCCUGUCUCAGACGGCGGGGGCCACGGGGACUUACUACGCCCCCCGAGUGUGCCGCCACCCCCUGUCACCCUAUAGUCUCCACUCUGUGUACCCUGGUCAGCUACCAGCCUCAGCCCCCCUCCAUCCCUUGAUGUUAACCCCCUCAACCUCCCGAGACAUCCGUCAUCUUCAUCCCUGGAUAUCGGAACGCUACUCUGGAUACUACUACCCACGGUUCCCGGCAGCUCCCGGGUUUCUUUUCCAACCUUACAGAAAACCCAAACGAAUACGCACCGCAUUUUCGCCCUCACAGCUUCUUCAACUGGAGAAGGCGUUCGAAAAAAGUCACUACGUGGUCGGUCAGGAGAGAAAAGAUCUAGCUUCUGAACUCCAACUCACGGAAACACAGGUAAAGGUAUGGUUCCAAAACAGACGCACAAAACACAAGAGGAUAAAAUCGGAAGACGGCGAUGAUCCCAAUAGUCCGGACAAAGGCUCUUCUAAAGACAUGGACAGCGACAACGAAGAGAAGGACGACAGUGAUAUUAGUGACAUUGAUGACAUAGGCGAUGACGGCAUGGGUCAUUUCCAUGGCAACCAAGUUCAUCAUCCUCCCCCGCCUCUUUAUUGAUGUAGUGUGCUUUAGGCAGCCUGAAGGACGACGAUUAGACUGAUGAGAUUAAAAGUUAACGGGUUUAUGUUGAUGUUAUAUGAAUAUAUGAACAAUGGCAAUUGUAAUAUUUUUUUUUUCAAGAUUAUAUUGUAUAGAAUUCCCGUCGCUGUUAAUCGUACUCACACUCUAUUCGUAAAAUGCUUGUUAUUUAUGUGCCACAAUGUGUUUGUGACCUGUUAAACAAGCAAAGAAUCCAUAUAUGCUUUCUACAAGUGCUCGUCAUUAUUUAUUGAGUGAAUAUUUGGGAAAAUAAAUGUUAUAAUAACUGAUACGAAAAAUUUGAUUUUUUUUUCUU
Magallana angulata is the source of this 1443-nucleotide messenger RNA. Its product is annotated as homeobox protein EMX1-like. Lineage: Eukaryota; Metazoa; Mollusca; Bivalvia; Ostreida; Ostreidae. Gene Ontology annotation, molecular function: DNA-binding transcription factor activity, RNA polymerase II-specific; DNA binding. Gene Ontology annotation, biological process: central nervous system development; brain development; regulation of DNA-templated transcription. Bases 147 to 1106 code for a protein of 319 amino acids. The transcript has 3 exons. The record is from RefSeq and is a predicted model, not a curated record.